This is a messenger RNA of Sorex araneus (European shrew), 1009 nucleotides long. It is a transcript of the gene SPC25, whose product is annotated as SPC25 component of NDC80 kinetochore complex. Gene Ontology annotation, cellular component: Ndc80 complex. The record is from RefSeq and is a predicted model, not a curated record. The coding region runs from base 259 to 939 and encodes 226 amino acids. The transcript is spliced from 8 exons. Gene Ontology annotation, biological process: chromosome segregation. NCBI's taxonomy places the organism in Eukaryota, Metazoa, Chordata, Mammalia, Eulipotyphla, Soricidae.
GCGGAAGUCGCUCUAGAUUUGAAAUACAGAAGUUGGCGCGUUUACUCAAACUCCGUAGAGUCUACGUUGUAGAGAGCGUUCUGGGGUCUUCUGUGGGAAAGGCGCAGGGGCUCAGAAGAGGGGCUGUUGUGUUACAGGACGUUGUUGGACAGAAGACACAAGCCCGGAAGGUCUCCGUGACUUGUAGCGGUUCUGAAACAAACCUCCCAACUCUGCCUUGCAUCUGGUGCUAACCCGACUGUGGUGUUGCCUUACAAAAUGGUAGAGGACGAACUGGCACUAUUUGAAAAAAGCAUAAAUGAAUUUUGGAAUAAAUUCAAAAGCACUGCUAAUGACACUUCCUGUCAGAUUGUGGGACUAAGAGACGCCUGCAAGGAUUCCUUUAAAGCACUUGCAGAAAAGCUCAAUGUGAAAUUACAAGAAGAAGAACGAAUGGUUGACACUUUUCUGGAAUAUCAAAAUCAGAUCAGCAAGCAAAAUAAAGUCAUUCAAGAGAAAAAAGAUAAGUUACUAAAGUUGAUUGGUGAAGUUAAAAGCAAAAGGCAGGAUUUGGAAGUAAUGACUGCAAACAUUAAGGACCUUAAGGAGGAAUAUGCUCGGAAAAAGGAAACUAUUUCCAAUGCUAACAAGGCUAAUGAAGAGAGGUUGAAAAGGCUGCAGAAGUCUGCAGACUUGUAUAAAGAUCGACUUGGAUUAGAAAUUCGAAAAAUUUCUGGUGAUAAGCUACAAUUUAUAUUUACUAAUAUUGACCCAGAGCAUCCUGAGAGUCCAUUUAUGUUUUCCCUACGCUUAAAUGAAGAAAGGGAUUAUGAAGUGUCAGAUAGUGAUCCUCACCUUGAGUGCCUCGCAGAGUUUCAAGAGAAUGUAAGGAAGACCAACAAUUUUUCAGCUUUUCUUGCCAACGUCCGGAAAGCUUUUACUGCUCUGGUUUAUAAUUAAUGAAUGAAUAGUAUAUAAAAACUUUUUCCUUCCCUGUCUUAUAUCUUUCUGUAUCUCAUUAAAAUUCUCA